AUGUUGAGGGCUGUGUCCAGUAUUUAUAUUGAGAGUAAAGCCUUCGCUGUAGUCAGACGUGAUGUAAUUAAAUUAUUUCGCACUACAGCAUACUCGGGAACCACUUCAAACCAGACUGUCUUGGCUGGAGCGAGCCCAUCAAAACAAGAUCCAGUUCCGCUGCAGUCGACACCGCUACCCACACCCCCAUCCCCUCCCUCCCAGCCUCCGCCACGAGGACCGCGACGCGGCUGGUUCACCGCUACCGCCGUCGCUCUUACUGCUUCUGUUGGAGGGGUUUAUUUUUAUCGAAAAUUGAACAAUAAUGAGGAGGAGCAACAAUUGAAGUUGGAAAGCAAGGAAGAGAGUGAGGAGAUAGAGGGGACCCCGAUCCCGUCUAGUGCGGAGUCACUGCCGAGACAUGUGGAUUACUUGGUGGUGGGUGGUGGCACGGCGGCCUUCGCGGCUUUACGAGCUAUCCGCAGCGUGAAACCAGAAGCGCGGGUGCUGCUGGUGAGCGAGGAGAUUGCUCUGCCGUACAUGCGGCCCCCGCUCAACAAGGAACUGUGGCGCGAACCUGAUUUGGCGACUCGAGCGGCAGACCCCGAUACGCUCGUGUUUCACCAGUGGAACGGGAAGCGCAGGAGAUUGGCGUACGAGCCCAAUUCGUUCUAUUUGCCGACGGAGAAGUUGCGAGAGGGAUCUCCCGGCGCUGGAGUAGCUCGCGGCUGGACCGUGACCGCGCUGGACGUGGACAAGCACGAAGCCAAGUUGUCAGCAAGAGGCACCACCGCCACACUUACUUACGACAAGUGUCUCAUCGCCACUGGUGCGCGCGCUAAGCGGUGCGCAGCGCUGCGUGCAGCGCGCGGCGCGGGGCUGGCGCUGGCGCUGCGCAGCGCGCGCGAUGCUGCGCGCUUGGACGCAGCGCUGCAGCGCUCGCGCGGCAACGUGGUCGUGCUGGGCGGCGGCGCGCACGCCUGUGAGCUGGCCGCAUCACUUGCAGAACGCCUGCGUGACACCGACAAGCGCGUGGUGAUGAUGUUCCGUGAGGCGACUCCGCUGGCGGACGAGUUACCGGACUACCUGGCGGCACACCUGGCGCGCACGCUCCAGACCCUCGGCGUGGACCUGCUGCCCAACACCGAAGUGACCGACAGCCGUGUGAGCUCGGAACAAGUGUACCUGCAGCUGAGCAAAGUGGGAGGUGAGGAGAUCUCUCCGAGGAGUGAGGAAGAGGGCUCAGAGCUGGUGGCUUCGCUGGUGGUGGAGUGCGUGGGAAUCGAGCCCAACACUGAGCUGGCAGCGUCUUCUGGCCUCGAGGUGCAUCCGGACCUUGGAGGCGUCGUCGUUAACGCAGAGAUGCAGGCUCGCGCCGGCGUGUUCGCGGCGGGCGACGCGGCGUGCUUCCACGAGCCGCUGCUGGGGCGGCGGCGCGUCGCGCGGCACGACCACGCGGUGGCGUCGGGCCGCGUCGCCGGCGCCAACAUGGCGGCGCUCGAGCCCCCCCGCCCCUACACCCACCAGCCCAUGCUGUGGACCGACGUGGGCCCGCGACUCGGCUACGAGGCGAUUGGAAUAAUCGAUUCUCGGCUUCCAACCGUGGGAGUCUUCUCAGCGGAUGCGGUCACUGAGGCGGGCGCGAUCACAAACAGAGAAGAAGACGCGGCAACUAAACAAAUUGUUCUAGAAGUGGGCAAAGAAAUCCCCUCUGAAUCAGCUUCAAGUAAAGAUGCGAGCAAGGAGACUGAUGGUGAAAUUCCCAGCAGUGGGACGUCGCUCCAGCGAAGUGCGACCAGCUCGGAGCCCUCGUCGCGUAGCUAUGAGCGGGGAGUCGUGUUCUACUUAAAGGAUAAACGGGUGGUGGGGGUGCUGCUGUGGAAUCUGUUCAAUCGCAUGCACAUCGCUAGACAGGUUCUGAAGCAGGGCGAGUUCGAGGAUAUGUUCGAGGUGGCGAAGUUAUUCUCAUUACAUGAGGAGGACUGA
Parnassius mnemosyne (clouded apollo) is the source of this 1965-nucleotide messenger RNA. NCBI's taxonomy places the organism in Eukaryota, Metazoa, Arthropoda, Insecta, Lepidoptera, Papilionidae. The record is from the annotation of a GenBank genome assembly.